This is a messenger RNA of Daucus carota subsp. sativus, 727 nucleotides long. Its product is annotated as enhancer of rudimentary homolog. The coding region runs from base 148 to 456 and encodes 102 amino acids. The record is from RefSeq and is a predicted model, not a curated record. Lineage: Eukaryota; Viridiplantae; Streptophyta; Magnoliopsida; Apiales; Apiaceae. The transcript is spliced from 4 exons.
UUUAUCAAAUGCCCUAAAUUUUAACUUAGGACAACAAUUUGAGGCACUCUUGGACUUGCUCUAAAGCUUUGUAUCUACAGUGCGCCCACAGAGAAAACACAAGUGAAGUCCGAGCAGGAAGUCAAUUCACUUGUGUGCUCUCGAAUCAUGGCAAAUCGGCACACCAUUAUUCUUAUGCAGACUUCCCAAAGCAGAGCUACUCGGACAUUUAUGGAUUAUGAUUCAAUUAGUCAAGCAAUAAAUGGUGUAUGUGGGCUUUACGAAAGGAAACUUAAGGAUUUAAAUCCAGCAGUAAGAAACAUCACUUAUGACAUUGCCGAUCUUUACAAUUUUAUCGAUGGGCUUGCUGAUAUGAGUGCAUUAGUUUAUGACCAUUCAAUUCAGGCAUACCUCCCGUAUGAUCGGCAGUGGAUCAAACAGCGUACAUUUCAUCAUUUGACGAAAUUGGCCAAUUAAAUUAUAUUGUAUCAUUGUCUUCUAUAUAUUUUCUGAGGUGGCCACUAUAUGGUUCUAGUCCUAUAAGACAUCUGGAGUAGAAUUUGUAGUUGGGGCCUUGGAAGUCUAGUUGCAAAGAUGCUUUGUAGCUUAUGUAGCACCUGAGAAUUACACCUCGGUUGCCUGAUUUACUGUAUGUUAUAGCUGUAUGUCUUUUACUUUUUUGGAUGAAAGUAUCUGAAUAUAUAUGGUCAUUUUUAUGGAAACUUUAAACUGCUAAACUUUUUUGAAA